Symbiodinium pilosum is the source of this 575-nucleotide messenger RNA. The record is from the annotation of a GenBank genome assembly. Lineage: Eukaryota; Dinophyceae; Suessiales; Symbiodiniaceae.
GUCGUCGACGAGAUGCGCGCCGGCGAGCUCUCCGAGGAGACCCACAGCUAUAUCUCCACGGCGGACACGUUGAAGGCUGGAAAGUUUGUCAACGCCACCGUCGUCGUGGCUAACAAGUACCAGAUCAACAAGGACUGGGCGAAGGCUUGUGCUCGAGACGCACAAGUCUGCGACAAGGAGAUCCGCCGGCUGCAGUACCGCGACAUGGACCCGGAAGGCCUGUGCGGCAUGGUCCCGCUGGCCAUCAGCAUGCCCGUGGUACCUGGGCCGCUCGCAGAAGUCGCUCCUGACGGGUACGUUAAGUUCGAGGGCGCCGACUGGAGGCUAGACGGAGCGACUGAGUCCGGACGGCGUCGAAUACUGCCGGUCACGCGAACCUGGAAGCUUGACAGAACAAGGAAGCCUGCUGUGCUCAAGGUAAACAGGAAGCAGAUUCCGCUCGUCCCGGCCUGCGCCAUCACGGCCCAUGCCAGGCAGGGCAAGACGCUGCUGCCCGACCGCACUAGAGCCGUCAUGCUGGAUCUGAACAUGGACUCCAAGACACACGCGGCCUACGGCACCGUGGUGGCCAAUCG